Molecule: messenger RNA, 1107 nt
Organism: Rosa chinensis
Lineage: Eukaryota; Viridiplantae; Streptophyta; Magnoliopsida; Rosales; Rosaceae
Exons: 3
Coding region: 1-1107 (368 amino acids)
Source: RefSeq, a predicted model, not a curated record
AUGAACAAUUUGUGGGAUCAAAUUCGACGGUCUCAGGAUGAGGAUGAUGAAGAGAUGAUGGCCACCAAUGCCAUUGUCAUGGCUGCAGUCGCUCAAGAAUCUGGAAACCAACACCGAGGGCGCGGUUCUCAUCCGGGUCGUGCACCAAAUGAGGAACGAUUUAGAGAAGAAAGGGGCAAAGAUGCUACUGGCAAAGUCGGACUGCUUCCGGAGCAGAAGAUGACAGCUGCCUUGCGAAUGCUUGCGUACGGUGCAGGGGCAGAUCAAUGUGCUGAGUAUUGUAGGAUGGCGAAAUCCACCUCCGUUGCAGCACUUCAGCACUUCACACGAGGAAUUGUUGAUCUUUACUCAACAAAAUACCUCCGCGCUCCAACUGCAGCCGACCUCAGACAACUUCUUACCAAAGCUGAGAGGAGAGGUUUUCCAGGAAUGAUUGGGAGCAUCGACUUCGCAUCUUACGACACCUGGAUUUGGCACGCAUUCUUUGGAGUGCCUGGGGCAUGCAACGACCUGAACGUCUUGGCAAAGUCUCCAUUGUUUGAUGACCUUACCGCCGGUAGAGCACCUCUUGUCCAAUUCCAAGUUAACAACAGAGCUCACAAUCUAGGGUACUAUCUCGCCGACGGUAUUUAUCCUCGAUGGGCGACUUUCUUGAAAACUGUUCGAAAUCCUACACGCCCCAAGGAAAUCAAGUUUGCAAAGGCUCAAGAGGGGUAUAGGAAGGAUGUAGAAAGAUGUUUUGGUAUAUUACAGUCACGAUUUGGUAUUAUUCGAGGAGCUGCUCGUGGGUGGCAUAAAGAGGACCUUCGAUACAUUAUGUUGACGUGUAUUAUAUUACACAACAUGAUUGUCGAAAAUCAACGACCUGAAGAUAGCGAUGAUGAGUUGGAGUCCGAUGAUGAGGAGGAUAAUAAUAUGAGGCCCAGGAUUGCUGAGGUAUGGGAGGGACCAACCGAUAGAGACUUUGAUCCUGUUGGUAGAGAUGCUCAUCAUAUGAACGGAUUCAUGGACCGCUACCAACAAAUUAGAUCUAAGCAGUGUCACUCCAACCUUCAGGAAGACCUCAUUCAACACUUUUGGGAAUUUCAAGGCAAUAGGCGUAUCUAG